UUUUGUUUUGAUUUUUCCACAAAGCACGCACGUAACUUGGACGAUUCUGCUCGUAAUACGGCCGAAAAAUGUCGACAUCAAUCAUCCUGGCGGGACUGGGCCUGGCCGCGGUUGGAUACGGCGGGCGAAUGCUGAUGCGCCAAAUGCCGAAUGCGGCCACCAAGAUGCAGGAAGUGCUGAAAAAUAUGCCGAAAUUCGACGCCGAAAUGAUGGCCAACUCGAAGUACUACCGUGGAGGGUUUGAGCCGAAAAUGAGCAAAAGAGAAGCUUCACUUAUACUGGGUGUAAGUCCUUCGGCAUCCAAGACAAAGGUAAAGGAUGCGCAUAAAAAAAUCAUGCUUCUGAAUCACCCCGAUCGUGGUGGCUCACCCUAUCUUGCCGCUAAAAUUAACGAAGCAAAGGAUUUCCUCGAUAACUCCAAGUAAUGAUAGUUUCUCUCCCAGUAGCAUGUUAGAAAGUGUACAAAAUAUAAAACUUGUAAAUUGUUAACAA
This is a messenger RNA of Anopheles aquasalis, 492 nucleotides long. RefSeq names its product mitochondrial import inner membrane translocase subunit TIM14. NCBI's taxonomy places the organism in Eukaryota, Metazoa, Arthropoda, Insecta, Diptera, Culicidae. Gene Ontology annotation, molecular function: ATPase activator activity. Gene Ontology annotation, biological process: protein import into mitochondrial matrix. The record is from RefSeq and is a predicted model, not a curated record. Gene Ontology annotation, cellular component: PAM complex, Tim23 associated import motor.